AUGGAAACUAAUAUAUCGGAUCGAUUAUGGAUGUGCAAUUGGUUAAAAUAUUGGACAAAAGAUUUUCUCCAUCUCGCACCAUCUGAUGAAUUUUUUUUCUGGGUUGUGCGUCGACCAAAUUAUCAGAAUGACCGAAUUUGGGCAAAAAGUAUCGAUGAUAUUGAAGAAGAUCAACGUUAUCGUGAAAUGGUUAAAAAUCAAGCAUUCAUUAGGAUUUUCGUUAUAUUUACUGCUAAAAAGUUACAUUGGGUGUGGGUGUGGGUGUGGGU
This is a messenger RNA of Rotaria sp. Silwood2, 269 nucleotides long. NCBI's taxonomy places the organism in Eukaryota, Metazoa, Rotifera, Eurotatoria, Philodinida, Philodinidae. The record is from the annotation of a GenBank genome assembly.